This is a messenger RNA of Peromyscus eremicus (cactus mouse), 3835 nucleotides long. It is a transcript of the gene Clcf1, whose product is annotated as cardiotrophin like cytokine factor 1. The coding region runs from base 2074 to 2949 and encodes 291 amino acids. The transcript is spliced from 2 exons. The record is from RefSeq and is a predicted model, not a curated record. Lineage: Eukaryota; Metazoa; Chordata; Mammalia; Rodentia; Cricetidae.
GCUUUGGCAGAAUUUUGGCAACGCCACUAACUUCCAGCAAAACCAUACUUCAUCCUAAAAGCUGUCUCAAAGCUGGAAGGGCUGCUGCUCAGCUCAGGAUGAUGGUUCCAGUCUCCAAAACUAACCCUACAAGAUACGCACAGGCUCCUACAGGGGACUUCACCAGAUGCCCAGGCUUGGUACAGAGGAGGAGAACUUGGACAUAUUUGGGGAUUCGGUAAUCAGGGACUAGAAUGGAAAACAGUUAGGUAAGAACUAGGGAUGGAAAGGACCAAGGCUACACAUAGGGGGAAGCGAAGUGGAGCCUGUUUGUCAGGGGAGCAGUUAAGUGUCUGAUCCUGCUGUCUGAAAACACAUGUGAACUUGCACACAUAUACAUGCACGCACGCGUUCACACACACACUCAAGCUAAGACCCUUUCAUGCCUGUGAUGGGAUACAUACUCCUCCCAUGCUCCCUCCACCUGCAAAGCUGACUUGUUCAAGCACCUGAGAGUCUGUAUUGAGUACCCAUGCCUCAGCUGAAGCCCUCCGCUGCCCCCUGUAUUCUGUAUGUGACGAAGAGUCCCAACAGUGACUUCUAUAGGCUUAGCAUAUGACAGACUCUAACCUUAAUCUCGUCUUCAUGGCUUCUUACAUCCAAACCCUGUCCCGAGUCUGAAUACAGGCAAAUUGUUAAGCCUAGCUACUUGUUUCUAAGAAACGUGUCAUUAUAGAAAAAUCUGGAAGUAUAAAAUGUAAACUAGAGUAAAGAAACCACUUGACCUCAUACCUAUCCAAGCUUAAAACCCAAACUAUCCCUGCUUUUUGUGACUUGCCAAACACCAUUCUAUCUGAUGUGUAAAGCAACAAAUUCACAGAUCUUAGUCCCAACUAACCUUCUGCCUGCCCAAACAUAACCACAUCCCCUUCCUGGACUCAAAUCUCAACCACGCUCACUCAACCAAAUCCCAAGUCUAAAUUCAUGGGAAAUGUUAAGACUAACCUAGUCCUUAAGCCUAACCUAGCCCACAGCUACUUCUAUUCCCACCCUAUCCUAGCCCAGAUAGGUACUGAUUUUGAUCUUUGGACGUCACCUAAAAAGCCCUUUAGGAAAGUGUUUCCCACCUGACUCUGGCCCUUCUCCCAGCCUCAACUCCUGGUUUCUGGGACACAAGCCCUCCAUUGUCAUCUGCGGACCAGCCUGCCUCUUUAAACCCCCAUCUUUCCCCUUGAUGUUGCCCCUCCAACACUCCAGAUACAGACAGGGCAGACAUUGGCAGGGUCUGCUAGUACAGGCCUGUAAUCCCAGCUACUCAGGAGGCUGAGGCAGAAGGAUCGUAAGUUCACAAGUAGGGAACUUAGGGAGAACCUGUCUCAAAAAACAGAGAAGAGCUGGGGCUGUAAUUCAGUGGUAGAGCACUUGCCUGCAUGUACAGGCCCUGUGUUUAAUUCUAGCACUACCGGAAAAAAAAGGGGGGGGUAUCAAACUUCUAUAUUGCUACUAAGGGGAACACUACGUCUCCUUCAGAUCACGCCCUCAGACCCUCAUCACACCCAGGAGCUGUACCCUAGUGUAUACCCACCACUUCUCACUCCCAGGAGCUGUACCCUAGUGUAUACCCACCACUUCUCACUCCCAGGACCUGUACCCUAGUGUAUACCCACCACUUCUCACUCCCAGGACCUGUACCCUAGUGUAUACCCACCACUUCUCACUCCCAGGACCUGUACCCUAGUGUAUACCCACCACUUCUCACUCCACAAACCCUCUUGGAGCCUUCAGGCCGACCUUGGCUGCAGAACCCUGCUCCUGCCUCACAUGCUGCUGCCUCCCUUCACUCUUCCACGGGGCUCGUGCUCACGCUUGCCAGAAUUAACGUAGGCCAUAGUCCCAUCCCUUAGUUCCUGCUGCAGUGAGACUAGAAGACAUGGAGCAGAGGCUGGGACACACCUGGAACUCCGACAUAAGGUCCCUCAGGCCUGGCCUGCCCCUCUCGGUGUACACACGCACACAAUUUUGGCACAUAGAGUGACAUACAUGCCGAAGACUUUGAGCUGACAGAUGCAGUCAAGUAUCUACUGAUGGACACAGAUGCCAGGACUUCGUCCUUGCAGACAUACCUCCACAUCCACUCUUGGACCAGAAGUGGUUCCCUUCCCCCAUCCCCUCCACCUCCCAUCUGGUCUCUCACCCUCACCCCCCUUCCUAGCCCAAGGUGGGGACAGACACCUGAGGGGCUGCCAAUUGUUCCCCCACUUGGGCCUGGGCCCACCCUCAUACUUCUUGCCCAUCCUGUCCACAGGGGACUCGUGGGGGAUGUUAGCUUGCCUAUGCACGGUGCUCUGGCACCUCCCUGCAGUACCAGCUCUUAAUCGCACAGGAGAUCCAGGGCCUGGCCCCUCCAUCCAGAAAACCUAUGACCUCACCCGCUACCUGGAGCACCAACUCCGCAGCUUGGCUGGGACCUAUCUGAACUACCUGGGGCCCCCUUUCAACGAGCCUGACUUCAAUCCUCCUCGGUUGGGGGCCGAGACCCUGCCCAAGGCCACUGUCAACUUGGAAGUGUGGCGAAGCCUCAGUGACAAGCUGCGGCUGACCCAGAACUAUGAGGCCUACAGCCACCUCCUGUGUUACUUGCGCGGCCUCAACCGGCAAGCUGCCACCGCCGAACUCCGGCGCAGUCUGGCCCAUUUCUGCACCAGUCUCCAGGGCCUGCUGGGCAGUAUUGCAGGUGUCAUGGCCGCUCUGGGCUACCCACUGCCGCAGCCUCUGCCAGGGACUGAGCCAGCCUGGGCCCCUGGCCCUGCCCACAGUGACUUCCUCCAGAAGAUGGAUGACUUCUGGCUGCUGAAGGAGCUGCAGACCUGGCUGUGGCGUUCAGCCAAGGACUUCAACCGGCUUAAGAAGAAGAUGCAGCCGCCGCCGGCAGCUUCGGUCACCCUGCACUUGGAGGCCCAUGGCUUCUGAUUUCUGACCCUUAACUCCUGCCAGUCCCCUGCCCCAGUCAGCUGUGUUUCCAUUCUGGGGUGGAAAAAACAAACCUGUAUACCAACAUUUGUUGAGCCAGGAAACAGACGGUGGGAACUCCGUCCUCCUCUGCCUUGGAUGGGGAGUGUAGCUCGAUAAGCCCUGUCCCCUGACCAGCUCCUAGAGUCCUAGGGUCUGGGGAAAAGGUGAAGUGGGCAUUAUCCUGUUGCCACAGAGGUAACGCUCGAGGGAGUGGAAUGGCUCAGGUGGGUAUAAAGGUGCUCCCUGCCUCCCGCUUUCUGCCUGCCACUGGCCAGUGCCCACUCAGUUCCUCAUGUGGCACUUGCAGAAGCACACCUGGAGGGCAUGGGUGGGGGCCGCUGUAGCUUGUGCCUUUCUGGGGUAAAGCCCCCUGGCUUCCCUCCCUCUCCUUGGAUGGGUGUUGCUCCCCUACCCCAAUAACUACAUAUCCAGUUCAGGAAACAAGGUGGCCAGUCUAAAGAAGGGUGUGAUAGAAAGCGGAGGGGUAGGGUCUGUGCUGGAGGUGGUCUAGAAACCAGAAGAUGUAAUACUAAGAGAGCAGGGCAGGGACAGACCAGACCCAGCAGUCGCCAAGGCCGUUGGUGGCACGGGGCGGAAAACAGAAGCCAUGUGGAGCAUCAGGACCUCGCCUUGAAUUGUCUUGCCGGCAUCUCGGUGCCUCCACUCCACCCCUUUCCCAGGGUAUCUGUGGUUGCCUGGGCUGGGGAGGGCAGCCACAGCCACAGGGUUUCCUGAAAGUUUACAUUGCAGUAGCAUUGUGGGGUGAGGGGGAUGGCUCCCCAGGCCCUACCCCCAGCCCCCACCCACUCAUGACUCUAAGUUUGUUGUAUUAAUAUUUAUUUAU